Coprinopsis cinerea okayama7#130 is the source of this 360-nucleotide messenger RNA. RefSeq lists its product as hypothetical. The coding region runs from base 1 to 360 and encodes 119 amino acids. NCBI's taxonomy places the organism in Eukaryota, Fungi, Basidiomycota, Agaricomycetes, Agaricales, Psathyrellaceae. The transcript is spliced from 4 exons. The record is from RefSeq and is a predicted model, not a curated record.
AUGUGCAUGGACCUCAACUCGAGGACCAUCUACCAAGUGCUCCAAGACUUCAAGAAGCACAGGCUGGUUUCCAACGAGCCAACCUCAAGCUCUCACAGAUUGAAACAGAAGCUAAACUUUGACGAUGCAAGGAUCACAAUGUGCAUGGACCUCAACUCGAGGACCAUCUACCAAGUGCUCCAAGACUUCAAGAAGAACAGGCUGGUUUCCAACGAGCCAACCUCAAGCUCUCACAGAUUGAAACAGAAGCUAAACUUUGACGAUGCAAGGUUCAUUAGAUGUGCAAUUGAGCAGAAGCCAGAUAUUUAUCUGGAUGAACUCCGUUCCUUGGUUCGGUGUUGUGGAAUUGAUGAAUUGUGA